Thamnophis sirtalis is the source of this 1543-nucleotide messenger RNA. Lineage: Eukaryota; Metazoa; Chordata; Lepidosauria; Squamata; Natricidae. The record is from RefSeq and is a predicted model, not a curated record.
GGGGAGUCGCUCCCUUUUUUCGCAAUAAAGAUCUUUGACAUAAGCGCUUCCGCAGCCGACAGAGUCCCGUUUCUCUUUAGGGUCGGGGUCUCCGAGUCUCCCAAAAUGGCCGGCAAUCGGGAUUACGCUAAAGAGCAGCUGAAGCGCUGGCAAGAGCAGCGGGGCUCGCAGGAAGCUGAGUCCUUAACCACAGGAGCUGGAAUCCCAGUGGGAGACAAGCUGAAUGUCCUGACCGUUGGUCCAAGAGGCCCACUCCUGGUUCAGGAUGCGGUUUUCACGGAUGAGGUGACACACUUUGACCGAGAAAGGAUUCCUGAGAGAGUUGUCCAUGCCAAAGGAGCUGGAGCAUUUGGCUUUUUUGAAGUGACUCAUGAUAUCACCAAAUUCUGCAAGGCAAAGGUAUUUGAGCACAUAGGCAAAAGAACUCCAAUGGCUAUUCGAUUUUCAACUGUUGCUGGAGAAGCAGGCUCAGCUGACACAGUGCGUGAUCCCCGAGGCUUUGCAAUGAAAUUCUACGGUGAAGAUGGAAAUUGGGAUCUUGUAGGAAACAACACUCCCAUCUUCUUCAUUAGAGAUCCAAUUCUGUUUCCAUCUUUUAUCCAUAGUCAAAAGAGGAAUCCACAGACACAUCUGAAAGAUGCAGACAUGGUAUGGGACUUCUGGAGUCUUCGCCCUGAAUCUUUGCACCAGGUAUCAUUCCUGUUCAGUGGUCGUGGCAUUCCAGAUGGGCACCGUCACAUGAAUGGCUAUGGAUCACAUACUUUUAAGCUAGUCAAUGCUUAUGGAAAUGCAGUAUACUGCAAAUUUCAUGCAAAGACUGAUCAAGGAAUUAAAAACAUGCCUGUCAAAGACGCAGAAAGACUGGCUUCUGAAGAUCCGGAUUAUGGCCUACGUGAUCUUUACAAUGCAAUUGCUAAUGGAAACUUCCCCUCUUGGACUUUCUAUAUUCAAGUUAUGACAUUUGAACAAGCUGAGAAGUUUCCAUUUAAUCCUUUUGAUGUAACAAAGGUUUGGCCUCAUAAAGAUUAUCCUCUCAUUCCUGUGGGAAAAAUUGUCUUAAAUCGAAAUCCCGUCAAUUAUUUUGCUGAAGUGGAACAAUUGGCCUUUGACCCAAGCAACAUGCCUCCAGGCAUUGAACCUAGCCCUGAUAAAAUGUUACAGGGUCGUCUUUUCUCAUAUCCGGAUACCCACAGACACCGCCUGGGACCGAACUACCUGCAAAUUCCUGUAAAUUGUCCAUAUCGAGCUAGAGUGGCCCACUACCAGAGAGAUGGGUUUAUGUGCAUAACUGAUAACCAGGGUGGUGCCCCAAACUAUUACCCAAAUAGCUUUACUGGCCCUGAGGAACAACCUGCUUUGAAGGAGUGCCGUUCAACUACCUCAGGCGAUGUACAACGCUUUAAUAGCUCAGUUGAGGAUAACGUCUCUCAAGUACGGGACUUCUUUGUCAAAGUACUGAAUGAGGAAGAGCGCAUGAGGCUUUGUGAGAACAUUGCCAACCAUCUUAAGGAUGCUCAGAUUUUCAUCCAGAAGAAAGCUGUAA